Molecule: messenger RNA, 733 nt
Organism: Hevea brasiliensis (rubber tree)
Lineage: Eukaryota; Viridiplantae; Streptophyta; Magnoliopsida; Malpighiales; Euphorbiaceae
Exons: 6
Coding region: 129-509 (126 amino acids)
Source: RefSeq, a predicted model, not a curated record
UUCUCGAGACUCGAGGAGCUGCCGCCACAGGGACAAUUCCGUCAUAUAAAAUUUGAAACGCCUGCGAGUGAAAUUGGACUCACAGGCUCGCUGCUUAUUCGCCUUCUCACGGGAAAGAAAAGGUAGAAAUGGAUGAAGAGGAAUUUCGACGCCUUCUUGAUCUCUUCCCUGUUGUCCGACCUCGCGAUUACCAUAUUGACCUCGAUCCAUCUAGGCAAUCCACUACGCGGCCAACGCAGGAUGACGAUGUGAAGAAAUGGCAGGACGCAUGGGAGGAGCAGGAGGGGGAUCAAAAGGAAACAAGCAAUCAAACUAUUGAUUUACACGAUGCAUUCUGGGAGAAGCUGAAGUUGGCAGCUGAGAAGAAGAUGGGUGCAGCAGAGGCAAAGAAAUUUUGUAAUGCUUUUCAACAAGUUCACAGGCGACUAGUAUACGAAGAGCUGAGUUUGGAUGCUGCCCGUAGCAUUAUAAACUCGACAAGAAGUUCAGGAGAACAGCUUUCUUCGUAGCUAUAUAUUCACUCUCUCGUGUUGCUUACGCAGUUGGAAAGUGUUAUCUUUUGAUUGUGAUUAGUUUCUAAUGAGCUGUCUUUUAUUAUUAUUAUUAUUAUUUUCUUUAAGCGUUUUCUUUUAUGAUAUGCAUGACUAGAAGGGGAAUGAAAGGGAAUUUGUUAUCAAUUUUAUGAUUAGGACAAUUUAAAUGUAAAUUUUUUAAAGCAACGUUAGAGGCGCAA